CACCGCUUCGGGGCGGUGUAAUUUACACGCCACACAUUCAAAAUUCUCCCGUGCGGUUCGCCGGCUUUAACCAAUGCGCAGGGCUCUGCGGCCCGUCCCUGGUGCCCGAGCGCCGUCCGUGCGGGCCGUCUCGCGCGCGCACCGUAGACACGCGGCCGCGCUGCGCGCCCGGCUUCCUUCACGCGCCGGGGCGUCCGUGCGCACUGCCGGGCUCUGAGACCGCCGCCGCCAGACUGCUCUGCCAGUGGCCGCGCCGAGGCGGCUGCGGAAGGAGCGGCUCAGCGUGCAGCUCAGCCAGGCCGGGGGGCCCGCGCCGGAGUCCGGGUGUGGGCCUGGGGUGCGGAGGGGGCCGCCCGCACCCCGCGGGAGCCCCUGGCGCGCCGGCCGGGCCGGGCUUCGCGGAGGCCGAGGGGCUCCCGCGCGGGUCGGUGGCGCCCGGCUGCGCUGCGCUCCCGGCCGCAGGGGGCGCCCGGGGCGGGGCCGCGGGCACGCCGGCGGUUCCUAGGCUGCCUUUUGGCGCAAGGUUGGCUGAGGCGCUGAUUGGUGGGGUCUGAGCUAGGCGGGUGUCGGGUUUUGACGCGAUUGGGCCGCAAGGGCGGACCCCGCGGAGCUGUCGACGCCAAUUGGCCCCUGCCGCACAGGAAAUGCCUCCGCAGUGGACAGAACAGACUGCACUCAAAGGCCUGGGCGCCGCUCAUUGGGCCGGCGCUGGAGGCGUGCCCCCGCCCGCUCGGUGACUGGGCGACGGCCCAGUAGGGACGGCACCUGCGCGGUGAUUGGACGCCGGGAGUCCCCGGCGGCCGCGGCGCGCGAUCCGAGGGAAGCCGGCCGCAUGGGGCGGCGGCGGCCCCGGGGGCCCCGGGGAGACGCGGUCGGGGCCCUGCCCGAGGCCAUCGCCGCGCUGAGUCAGACGCUGCCCGCCGGGCCCAGCCCCGAGAUCUUCCGCCGCGCCAAGUUCGACCGUCCGGAGGCGGCCCCGGCGCUCUGGCAGCUGCUCUUCCGCGUGCUCUCGCCGCUGCCCCGAGACGGCGCCUCGGACUCCCCGGCCUCCCCGGCCUCCCCGGCCCUGGAGGCCCAAGUCCACCUGGUGAAGUCGGCGCUGCGCUCCCAGGGCUACCCCAGGAGGGCGCUGGCGCAGCUCCCCGAGGACGGCUCCCAGGGCAGCCGCGAGCUUCUGCUGGCCCUGGCCUGGCUCCUGGCCCGCGGGCCCCUGCUCGAGCAGCUGCUGGCCCAGACGCGCGUGCGGCUGGGCGACGAGAUACCCCUGUGCGAGUGUGAAGCCCUGGCCAGUGCUGGCCCACUCCCGCCCCGCCGGGAAGCAGAUGGCCCUGUGGACAUACGCCACUUGCAGUGGCUGAUGGGAAAGCUGCGGUUCCAGUGGCGAAACCUGAUCACCAGUCAGCAGGAGCAGUGUGCCCUCCUGGGAAAGAUCCACUCCUAUACCCAAGGCUGCCACAGUGACCGCAGCCUUGGCCACCUGUCUGUUGCUGAGACGGAGCUGUUCAGGGACCCAGAGGGCGGCCGGCAGCUGCUUCAGAGGCUGGAGAGUGAGAACGCGCGCCUGGAGGCCGCCCUGGUGUGGCGGAGGCAGGAGCUGGUCUUCUGGAAGUGGAUGGACACGGUCCUGGGCGCCUGCCCCCUGGAGGCCUCACAGCCCACGUUUCUGCCCAGGAUCCCCACGGGGGGUGCUGGAGAGUUGGAGCUGGUGGCCCAGGAGUUGCAAGCCCUGCACGAGGAGCUGCGGGGAGCAGCGGAGCCCCGGCGGGCGGCCUGGGAGGCCAGGGCUGGAGGCUGGGGGCCGGAGCAGACUGCUGUGCAGCGGGCCUCACGGGAGGCCGUGGGACAGGAGCUGGCCGCUCUUCAGCGGGCCUGCGAGCAAGGGGAGGCCCUGGCCCAGCCCCAUGGGCCCUGCCGGCUGGUGAAGAGAGACGCCAGAGCCUCGGGGGGCCCAGGCCUGCGGGCUGCUGAGCUGAUUGGGGCGCUGAGGAGCCGGGAAACCUGCCUGGAGGCUGUGCUGGGCCGGCUGCAGACCCGGUGUCGGCAGGAGCUGACCAGGCUGGCGGGAGCCCGACCCGGCCUCCUCUGGAUCCUGCCGCCUGGUCACUGAGGGCCUGUGGGUGUGCCCUCCUCAAGGGGGACCUGCCCUGACGCCCUGGCUGGGUUUCGGAGGGGCAGGUUUCAGGGUGGCCCCAGGAUGAUGCAGACACAAUCCCGUGGCGUGCUCCCCCUGAGCCCUGGCUGUCCCCCCUUUGGGCACAGCCCGGGCCUUGGCUGGCCACACUGGGGCAGGCACGACAGGCCCAUGUGGUGUCUGUGGGCAUUCUGGAUCAAGAGAGUAUGCAGAAAUAAGUUGUGGAGGCCUCCCUGCAGAGGUCAGGCUCUGCCGUGGCCCCCGGCCACCUUCCAGGUUCCUGCCUGGGGAGGGUCAGGUCUGUGCUCAGGCCCAGGGGAACGGGACCCUGGGUAGUGGUGGCCAAAGCUGGGCUGGGCCAGGGCUGCCCCCAUGCUGGGGGGUCAGGCAUGGCCUACAGCAUGGGGGGGCCUCAGGGUCCUGGGGGAAGGGAUAGCCUGGGACGCCCGUACACACUGUGUCCUGGCCCCUUGCACGCCCCACCUUGGGCCUGUGCCUGGUGUGUGUGUGUGUGUGUUGGGCAGGGAUGCUGGCUGGGAGCCUGGGGGUGGGGGACGCUGUUCCUUUCCUGGGGGCGGUGCUGGGGGUGAGGGGGAGGCCACUGUGGACAGAGGGGGCUUUGUGCAUGAGACUGUUCGGGGAGCUGGGCUCGGCCCUGACAAAGAGCCAUCUGUGUCCAGGGGAUGUGGCCCCCAGCUUGCCGGAACAGGCCCCCCCCACCCCAGGGGGCCCAGCCUCUCGGCACCCCUCACCCAGCAGGCACAGACAGCCUCAUCCUGCCUCCCUUGCCAGGCUCCCCUUAGCCCAGGGCAGUUGAACCCCAGUUUGCUGCUGGGCAGGUGCAGGGGCCUAUCGGCUGCCUCCUGCCGGCCAGGUCAGGCCCGAGGACACGCAGCAGAACGUUCUCUCGUUGGCUUUUCCUGGCUGGCCAGGGGUGCUGGAGCGACCACUCACACCCAGGAGCACCGGGCUGGUCUCGGCCACCCCAGCCCCUCCCCGUCCCUUGUGGGGACACCCCAGUGCUCCGUCUGCACUGGUCAGACCAGGCAGACUGGUCAGGAGGGCAUCCCUGACCCUCUCCUCACAGGCCUGGCCCCCGGACAGUCUCUGGGCUGGGGUCUCUCCCUCCAAACCACAGCACCCCCCCAGCUCCUCCUCAGGGCUCCAGCUGUGGUCCAGGGCCCACGGGGCCUCGACCCUCCACCUGCAGCCCUCCGAAUGUGUGAAGUCCCUUCUGGACUCCCUGCAGCCGCCCCUCUCUGCCUGCCAUGCCCUCAGCCGUCCCAACCACUGAUGGGACCCUCCUCAUCUGGAAAACAAGUCCACCCAGAGCCCCCUGCCUUCUGGGGACCGCCGUUGAGCCAGGACACCCACUGGCCCUUGGGAACUUGAGGUUUAGCAGCCACAUGCAGGCUCAGGAUCACGGGACUGGCCCUUGUCAAGCUGAUGUGUGGAUCCAAUACACACCACUCAAAACCCUACGGUGUCUGCGACUUUGGUGUGGACUCUGGGAUACGCGGGGCGGGACGGGCCCCAAGAGGCCCAGGCCGGGGGGAGGCCAGGCGCACUCAUGGUGGCCCGGGGAGCAGGUGCGCCCUGUGCGGCUCCUACGAAGGCCGCAGGAAGUCAGCACACGCUUAGUGGCAGGCAGGAGGCGCGGGGCAGAACCAGCGAGUCCAUCCCCCACGGGCUGCCGUCUGACAUUCCCCCGCCUCCCCUACGCUGACGCGACAGGUCCACCGGCCUGAGACAGCCCCUGGAACAGACGCAGGUGCAGGCUGCGGCCUGGCCUGGCCAGCGGGGGACACUGGGGGCAGCGAGGGACAGUAGGGGUGCAU
This is a messenger RNA of Mirounga angustirostris (Northern elephant seal), 3969 nucleotides long. RefSeq names its product tubulin epsilon and delta complex 1 (gene TEDC1). Bases 833 to 2107 code for a protein of 424 amino acids. The transcript is spliced from 8 exons. The record is from RefSeq and is a predicted model, not a curated record. Lineage: Eukaryota; Metazoa; Chordata; Mammalia; Carnivora; Phocidae.